CAAACGGAAGAAGAAAGAGAGAAGGCAGCCCCUUGGGACCCGGUGUGCACUGAGGCCAGGACUUGGGGUGGGGUCCGGAGGCCCCAUGUUCCUGCCCCCCGGGGGACUUCUUCAGUCGGCCUGGCUCUCCUUACUCCUGUCCGCAUCGGCGACGUUGCUGUCUGCUCGGGAGAAGUGUCCGCGGGAAGGCCAGGCCAGGCUGUCACCGAGGCGCUGCUGCGCGCUGGGCUUGCGUCCACCUUUGCUUUGUGGAGAGGCGCCCUUGGGUCUGGGCCCCUUUGGAAGCGGUGAUGCUGUGUGUGCUUCAGCAGGGAGCGACGUGAUCGCCUUGCUCUGCCUACCGCCCCGGAGGGGACAGCCCAGGGUGGCCUGUAGUUUUACGGCCAGGGAACCCUUACUUUGUCCUCCCUCCCUGGGGCGGCUCAUGGGGGUGGUUUCCUGUUGCGGGGUUCUGUCCGAGCUCCCUAGUUGUCCCCUUGCUUGUCUCCCAGCCAGCAUGGCCAUUCCAGGGAGGUAGGUCCUGGUACCUGGGAUGGAAGGGGCUUGUGGGGGGUCCCGAAACACUUAUGCUCUGGCAGCCCUUUCUCCCUGCUGAACUGUGCUGGCUGGUGCUGGGGACGAGGGACAAACCGGGAGGGAAGGGUCGGAGGCAGGAGAGCCACUCUGCCUGCUUCUACGUGGCGGAGGGUUGUGUACCGCCGCCUGAGAGGGGACACGUAUUUGCAGGGGUCUGAGUGUGGGAGUUGCCCCCACCCAUUUCAGUAGCGCUCCCAUCACCAUGUGCAGUUCCCGUGGACUGUGGGGGUACUGGGCACUUUUUGCACAUGUCCCCUGUAAGCCUCACAGACCCUGCCGGGCGGGGUCAGCGGUGUUUGCACCCCUCAAAGUAGGGCUGGAGGCAGGUUGCACUUCUGGCUGUGGUGGAGGGACUCCCUGUGGCCUGUAGUGACCACCGGCACUCAGCGAGCAUAUGCUGGGGCCAGGCACCGAGCUCAGAGCUCUAAGUAUGUCUGUUGGGUCCCCUGGCAGUGCCAAGCGGGCUCCUGGGCUGGGCUGGUGUGCGGCAAAACCCAGGAGGCCCGUCGGUCCACCUGGCUCAGGCUCGGGGCUUCUGCUGGGCCUGGGGGCUGCAGCCCUGCGCCUGGGUGCUUACCCCACAGUGGUGACACUUUCUGUGUUUGUGGCUGGAGCUGGCUUCCCUGCUCAGCGCAGGUGUGAAGCGGUGGUCGGAAGAGGGAGGGAGGCCGAGGCCCAGGCCAAACGUCCCUGCAGUGAGCUGUGCCCAUCAGGCCUCGUGCCUGGAGGAGCCUUCACUUUGGCCAGUAGCCUUGGGCUCUCCUGUGGGCCUCGCGUCCCUACAGGUCAUUUUCAGCCCCUGGCUGUAUGCUGGCUCCCUGGGUCACCCAGCAGCAGCACUAGGUGCUGGGCACCCACCCACCUGACACCUGGGGGCUGACAGUGCCCCGGGAGGUGGCAGGAACACAGCACAUCCCUCUGCUGGCGCUUCCAGGGUCCCUGGUGCGGGGAGCCGCCACAGCGGUCAGAGCAGGGCUGCGCGGUGCUCAGCGCUUGUCCUGCGCCUGCCCCAGCACGCUCUGUGUUCUCAAAGAGCCCCGUGGGGACCCUGGGGACCGGAUCCAGUGGCUGACGAGGGGCAGAGCUGGGAUAGGGACCAGGAGGGUGGCCCCAGCAUCUUCCCCGUAGCCCUGAGUUACCUGGGGUCCAGGAAGAGGGGUCCAGGGGGUUCCAGAAGGCCCUGGCAGGUGGUGGUGUUGGAGCAGAAAGGCCUGGAGGUGGCGAGGGUGCGAGCCUGUUUCUCCAGCAAGGGCUGGCGUGGGCCGGUACGGCUGCAGCCAGGACGGGGAGACGGCUCGGUGGUCACACUGGGCCCUGCAGGCCGGAGUGGGGAAGGUGCUUUGAUGCUGAACGCUGGAGCCCUGGAGCGUCUUGAGUGGGUGCUGCCUGGUCGGGCCUGGAAAUGGGAUGUCACGACUCUGGGGGGAGCACAGAGGAAGCGAGGGCCUCCCCGAGCCGCUGCUGUGACGGCCAGUGAGCGAGCCACCGGAGGAUGUCCACCACGACGACGGUCACCCCCACGGGGAUCCCGGUGGCCCCGGGCCCCGUGAACCCGCCCCCGCCAGAGGUCUCUAAUCCCUCCAAGCCCGGCCGCAAGACCAACCAGCUGCAGUACAUGCAGAAUGUGGUGGUGAAGACGCUCUGGAAACACCAGUUCGCCUGGCCCUUCUACCAGCCCGUGGACGCCAUCAAGCUGAACCUGCCCGAUUAUCAUAAAAUUAUAAAAAACCCUAUGGAUAUGGGAACGAUUAAGAAGAGACUAGAAAAUAAUUAUUAUUGGAGUGCAAGUGAAUGUAUGCAGGACUUCAACACCAUGUUUACAAAUUGUUAUAUUUAUAACAAGCCCACAGAUGACAUAGUGCUAAUGGCCCAAGCCUUAGAGAAAAUUUUUCUGCAGAAAGUGGCCCAGAUGCCCCAGGAGGAAGUUGAAUUAUUACCCCCUGCUCCGAAGGGCAAAGGCCGGAAACCGGCUACAGGAGCCCAGAGUGCAGGUACGCAGCAAGUGGCGGCUGUGUCCUCUGUCUCCCCAGCGACCCCCUUUCAGAACGUCCCCCCGACUGUCUCCCAGACGCCCGUCAUUGCUGCCACCCCUGUGCCAACUAUCACUGCAAACGUCACAUCAGUCCCUGUCCCCCCGGCUGCUGCCCCACCUCCUCCUGCGACACCCAUCAUCCCCGUGGUCCCUCCCACGCCGCCCGUCGUCAAGAAAAAGGGCGUGAAGCGGAAAGCAGACACGACGACGCCCACGACGUCCGCCAUCACCGCGAGCCGCAGCGAGUCGCCCCCGCCCCUGUCGGACCCCAAGCAGGCCAAGGUGGUAGCGCGGCGGGAGAGCGGCGGCCGCCCCAUCAAACCACCUAAGAAGGACCUGGAGGACGGCGAGGUGCCCCAGCACGCGGGCAAGAAGGGCAAGCUGUCGGAGCACCUGCGGCACUGCGAGAGCAUCCUCAAGGAGAUGCUGUCCAAGAAGCACGCGGCCUACGCUUGGCCCUUCUACAAGCCCGUGGACGCCGAGGCCCUGGAACUGCACGACUACCACGACAUCAUCAAGCACCCGAUGGACCUCAGCACCGUCAAGAAGAAGAUGGACAGCCGCGAGUACCCAGAUGCGCAGGGCUUCGCCGCCGACAUCCGGCUAAUGUUUUCCAACUGUUACAAGUACAACCCGCCGGACCACGAGGUGGUGGCCAUGGCCAGGAAGCUGCAGGACGUGUUUGAAAUGCGGUUUGCCAAGAUGCCAGAUGAGCCGGCCGAGGCGCCCGCACUGCCCGCCCCCACAGCCCCGGUGGUGAGCAAGGGCACCGAGAGCAGCCGCAGCAGCCAGGAGAGCUCCUCGGAGUCGGGCAGCUCGGACUCGGAGGAGGAGCGGGCCACCAGGCUGGCGGAGCUGCAAGAGCAGCUGAAGGCCGUGCACGAGCAGCUGGCCGCCCUGUCUCAGGCCCCAGUGAACAAGCCAAAGAGGAAGAAAGAGAAGAAGGAGAAGGAGAAGAAGAAGAAGGACAAGGACAAGGACAAGGAGAGGCACAAGGCCAAGGCCGAGGAGGAGAAGCGGGCCAAGGUGGCCCCGCCCGCCAAGCAGGCCCCGCAGAAGAAGGCCCCCACCAAGAAGGCCAACAGCACGACCGUGGCCAGCAGACAGCCGAAGAAGGGUGGGAAGCAGGCGUCAGCCUCCUACGACUCGGAGGAGGAGGAGGAGGGGCUGCCCAUGAGCUACGACGAGAAGCGCCAGCUGAGCCUGGACAUCAACCGGCUGCCUGGGGAGAAGCUGGGCCGCGUGGUGCACAUCAUCCAGUCCCGCGAGCCCUCGCUCAGGGACUCCAACCCCGACGAGAUCGAGAUUGACUUUGAGACUCUGAAACCCACCACGUUGCGGGAACUAGAGAGAUACGUCAAGUCUUGUUUACAGAAAAAACAGAGGAAGCCGUUCUCAACAAGCGGGAAGAAGCAGGCGGCCAAGUCGAAGGAGGAAUUAGCUCAGGAAAAGAAGAAGGAGCUGGAGAAGCGGCUGCAGGACGUCAGCGGGCAGCUGAGCAGCAACAAGAAGCCUGCCAAGAAAGACAAAGCGGGCUCGGCGCCCUCGGGAGGGCCUUCCCGGCUCAGCAGCAGCAGCUCGUCCGAGUCGGGGAGCACCAGCUCCAGUGGAUCCAGCUCCGACAGCAGCGACUCGGAAUAGCCUCGCACUUGCCCGAACAGAAGCCCUCCGGUGGCCACCGCACAUGCCGACCUCUGCACUGUUCCCUCCUAUGGUUAAUAUACGACUUCUGUUCUACGAUGUGCAGGUUUCUUUCAUCCAGUGUUACGGUGUCUUCCCGUUUUUGCUUUACUAGGUCACAGGCCUUUUUUGUGUGUACACUAGACUUUAUGGGGACGUAUGAGUUCGCAUAAAGUCUUUUCUUCAUAACCGAAUGCAGUCGCUUGGAGAUGACAACUUCAGAUGCUAACCUGGUAACCGUAGAAAAACACGUGAGACGUGGUCCGAAGGUUCCUGCGAAACCCCUUGCGUGUGCCCGACCUGCUCUGUAGCUCCAGAGGAAUGUUUUCAAAGGAAAUGUCUCUAAGAUGGUACUGUAUUUGGAAGCUGUUGGCUUUGCAAAUAGGUGUCGUCUUUGUCACUUGGGCCCUGAGUUCUGACCGUCAUGUCUGAGGGCCAGCCUGUCUCUGCAGGGUCUGAGGAUGGACGCGCUUGCUGUGAGAACCAGCGCUGGACUGAGCGAGCGGGGCCAUCGGAGCCCCAGGCAGAGCUUUCGCGGGUUGGGUGGUGGGCAGGCGAGGGUGGGCGUGCGUGGAAGGGAGAAGUUGAGUUUUUCUGAUCUUUGUGACGUCAGGAGCCCCGGGAGGGAACGCAGUGGCGGCAUGUGCCGCGUGCAGGUUUCCGUACACUGAAACUUUUACCUCAAGUUAAAAAAAAAAAAAAAAAAAAAGAUAAAAAAAACACAAAAGGAGACUUUUUUGUAAGGUUCAGCAAUUUUCUACGAAAGUCCAGCCCAAUGUGUGUCCCCAACUCGUUAGCGUAGCCACACGCUCUGGAACCAUUUUCCCAAGUUCAUGUAUAUAUGAAUACUUUAUUUAUUAACAUCAUUGGUCGUUUUUUUUUUAAAAAAAAGAAAACAAAACUGCAAAAGACAUGCAUAAAAAAAAAAAUAGCAGAGAUGCAGGCCUUUUCAGUGGUUUGGAGGAGAGCCCAGGUCCUGCGGGGACGAUGGGCCUGCCCCUCCAGGUGCUAGCUCCCGUCACCGUCACUGUCACCGGCGCUCGGUCAUGUCUGUGUGCGCCCGCCCUUCUGGGUUUCUUGGGGUUUUUGUUUUUGUUCUUUUGUGUGUGUGUAUGAAGUUUGGAGACUUACAGGUAUAGACAACUUCCAGCUGCAGCACAUCCCAAUUUUUUAUUUUGUUUGUUUAGUUCUUUUGUAUUCUCUUGUGGUCUCUUUGGGACUGUUUUAAAAGAAAUCAAUUUAGGGAACCCCAGUUAUAUAAUAUAAGCUUUGUAAUCUGAGAGGAAAAAAUGUAUAGUAAAUCUAAGUCUUGAUUUUUAACUUUCUAUUGUAAAAAAAAUAAUAAUAAUAUACAGAAUUUAACGGAAAGUUAUGUUUUGGUUUUGUUUUUUCCAGAGGCUGCCAUAUGGCCUUUGAGUGCAGGGAUGUCCCCACACUGCCUGCCUAGGUUCUGAGCAUUGUGGCCUUGGCCAAGAAUGCAAGGGUCGGUCCCCCCAGCCCCCGACGGGGCGCCUCCUCACCUCCCGGCCCCCAGGGGACGGGCUGCAGGCCUGCUGCCCCUCGGUCCUCCAGCCGGCAGCAGUGGCCUGGCUAGGCCCUUCCUGAGCUGUCGCCUCUCUCCAGGGGUGGAAGAGGCUCUGGCCCCAGGAGGGUCCCCUCCCCGAAGACUACACAGGGCCCCCUGCACAAGCGUUUUCCAUUU
Messenger RNA from Hipposideros armiger (great roundleaf bat), 5990 nucleotides. It is a transcript of the gene BRD3, whose product is annotated as bromodomain containing 3. Bases 2069 to 4249 code for a protein of 726 amino acids. The transcript is spliced from 12 exons. The record is from RefSeq and is a predicted model, not a curated record. Gene Ontology annotation, biological process: chromatin remodeling; regulation of DNA-templated transcription. Gene Ontology annotation, cellular component: nucleus; chromatin. NCBI's taxonomy places the organism in Eukaryota, Metazoa, Chordata, Mammalia, Chiroptera, Hipposideridae.